AAAAAGUUGCAGACUAGUAUCUUUCCAAAUAUUAAAUCGUAGAUAUUGUCUUGUAAAGGAGAGACUGAAAUUCAUGGUACAAAGCCAUGGCUGAAUUCAAGCAUUUAGUGCUGGUCAAGUUCAAGGAAGAAGUUGCAGUCGAAGAAGUUUUGAAAGGCAUGGAGAAACUUGUCUCAGAAAUGGACAUUGUCAAGUCCUUUGUCUGGGGACAGGACAUUGAAAGCCAUGAGAUGCUAAGGCAAGGUUUCACCCAUGCUUUCUUGAUGACAUUUGGUAGCAAAGAUGAUUUCACUGCUUUUGCUAGCCAUCCAAAUCAUGUUGAAUUUUCAUCUACAUUUUCAGCUGCAAUAGAAAAGGCUGUUCUUCUUGAUUUCCCAGUUGUCACUGUCAAGACUUCUUCCGAUGAUCGCAAAGAUCAUUGAUUUUCCAAUGAAUUACAAAAGUUGUAUUAAUUAGCAGUGUAUUUAUAUAUCUUUGGUGUGUCUUCAUUGUUGGGAGUGUGUACACUUCAUGUUUUUCUUGAAUUAAUAAAUUCCCUUGUUUACUUACA
Messenger RNA from Olea europaea var. sylvestris, 550 nucleotides. RefSeq names its product stress-response A/B barrel domain-containing protein At5g22580-like. The record is from RefSeq and is a predicted model, not a curated record. Lineage: Eukaryota; Viridiplantae; Streptophyta; Magnoliopsida; Lamiales; Oleaceae. The coding region runs from base 87 to 422 and encodes 111 amino acids. The transcript has 3 exons.